Argentina anserina (silverweed cinquefoil) is the source of this 1770-nucleotide messenger RNA. Its product is annotated as ankyrin repeat-containing protein ITN1-like. Gene Ontology annotation, molecular function: protein binding. The transcript is spliced from 4 exons. The coding region runs from base 1 to 1770 and encodes 589 amino acids. The record is from RefSeq and is a predicted model, not a curated record. Gene Ontology annotation, cellular component: plasma membrane. Lineage: Eukaryota; Viridiplantae; Streptophyta; Magnoliopsida; Rosales; Rosaceae.
AUGAAAAACGAAGAUCACAAGGAGAAAGAUACAACCAUACCUUUAGUUUGUCUCAAGCCGGUCGGAGACCGCCGGAAUCGCCGCCGCAAGAUCCCGGAUCGGGGAGAGGAGAUCGGAGUUGAAGCGAUAACAUGCAAUAAAUCUUGUCAGAUCCUUAGUAAUCAAGCAUCGUUUACUAUCCUAGCCACGGAUCCAUCCCUGUACGAGGCUGCAACAUCCGGCGAUGUUGGUUACUUGAAAAGAAUUAGAGAUGGUGAUGACCCUAUCGAUCUUCUCAGUCAGAGGACCCCUAAAGACAGCAAUAUUCUUCAUAUUGCAGCUGAAUUCAAGCAAAUAGAAUUUUGCCAUCAAGUCUGCCAUGAUGAUCAAUAUUCUCAACUCUCUUGGCUCACCAACAAGAAGGGCGACUCCCCCCUUCACUUUGCUGCGAGAGUAGGAUGUGAGGAGAUAGUAAAGCUACUCAUUGAUCGAGCGAGAAAAGUGGACGAGGAAAACGGAGCUGCAGUUGCUGGUGAUGCUCAAGAAGGGCUACUCGAAAUUGUUAAUAUUCAAGAAGAUACAGCAGUGCAUGUUGCUACUCGAUGUGGCCACCAUGGAGUGGUAUCUCUCUUAAUGGCCGCCGACCCCAAACUGUGUUUUAUGACUAAUACUGCUAAUGAGUCGCCCUUGUUCCUAUCUACUCGUCUGGAAUUUUCAGUCAUAGCAAGUUCUAUUCUAAGCGAGUGUCGCAUAAUUCCUUCUUUUCUUGGGACCAACGGUGUUACAGCUUUACAUGUUGCGGUUACUCACCUCGACGCAGGCCUUGUGAGGAGUAUGGUUUCCAAAAGCCCUGAAAUGAUUAGAGAAGUCGACGCACUUGGGUGGACUCCCUUACAUUAUGCAGCCAUGAAAGGACAUACCGUUAUAACUCCAGAACUUCUGGACGGUGAUAGUUCUGCCUGUUAUAUAUUGGACAAAUCCGGAAUGUCAGCUCUCCAUGUUGCGGCUUAUACAGGACACACCAAUGUGAUUGAAGAAGUGAUUCGAUGUCGCCCUGAUACCUGUGAUUUGCUGAACGACAAAGGCCAAACAAUUCUUCAUGUUGCUGUGUUAGGUGAACAACGUUCUGUUGUCAAAUACAUAUUGAAGACACCAAAACUAGCUGGACUUACAAACGAAGCAGAUGAAGAUGGAAACACUCCUCUGCAUUUGGCUGCCAUUUGUGAGAAUCGUAAACUUGUAAUAACACUGGCACACGAUCGUAAAGUUGAUAAGACUGCUAUAAACAACGACUUGUCGAAGGUGGUCGAUAUUCUACUUGGUGGCAGUAAUCUUUUUAAACAGGAUGGUCGUGCUCCUUUUGCUUCUAUCCUCUUGGGGAACUUUAUUGGUGUGCCAUUCUUCCAUAGGAAAAUCUCCUCUGAUUUCAUGAAUAUAAAAGAGUUGGGGAAUAAUAUGUCGGUCAUUGGGGACGAGAGGCAACAGCUGCCAGAGCCAGGUUAUUCAGAUGAGAUGUUGUGGCUGUUGAAAAGAUUCGAUACCAAUAUGCUAGUAGAAAUUCUCAUUGCAACCGUUACAUUUGCAGCGGUUUUCACCGUACCUGGAGGAUAUAAAAGCGAUGGAACUCCAGUUUUACAAGACAAGGCCUCUUUCCAGGUGUUUCUGAUCUCCAACGCCUUCUCCUUCAUAGUAUCAAUUUUUGUGGUGUUCUUCAAUUUCUUGUCAGCAAAUAUGUACACAACACUCUUUGGCGUACGGGGGUUUUCGUUCAGUACUCCAUUAUUGGAAUGA